CCCUCUCCUCCAAGCAGCCUCUCCAUCCUGGGCUGCUGGAGGAGCCCCCCAGUUUCCCCCCUAUUUCCCCCCUCCCCAAAUCAAAACACCUCCUUGGGGUCAACAUGGCCGAAGAGGGCGAAGACCUGCGCUCCUUCACCUCCAUCAUGGAUGCCCUCGUCCGGAUAAGUACCAGCAUGAAGAACAUGGAGCGGGAGCUGCUCUGCCCGGUCUGCAAGGAGAUGUACAAGCAGCCGCUGGCGCUGCCCUGCCUGCACAGCGUGUGCCACAUCUGCGCCACGGAGGUGCUGCUGCAGCAGGGAUACAUCUGCCCGGACCCCAACUCCGAGCCCUCCUCCCCGGCCUCCUCCCCGGCCGCACGCAGCCCCCGCAUCGGGCGCCGCGUCGUGCCCAAGACCGAGCGCCUGGACCGCCUCCUCAAGUCCGGCUUUGGGACCUACCCCGGUCGCAAGCGGGGCGGCCUGGGCUCUCCGUCCGGAGCCUUGACCGUGCUGUUCCCGUGCCCGUCGUGCCAGCGCGAGGUGGACCUGGGCGAGCGCGGCCUGGGCAGCCUCUUCCGCAACCUGACGCUGGAGCGGGUGGUGGAGCGCUACCGGCACACCAUCGACGUGGGGUCGGCCAUCCUGUGCCAGUCGUGCAAGCCGCCGGCCCAGGAGGCCACCAAGGGCUGCACCGAGUGCAAGUCCAGCUUCUGCAACGAGUGCUUCAAGCUCUACCACCCGUGGGGCACCCAGAAGGCCCAGCACGAGCCCACCCCGCCCACCCUCAACUUCCGCCCCAAGGGCUUGACCUGUCCGGAGCACCGGGAGGAAGUGACGCACUACUGCAAGACCUGCCAGCGCCUGGUCUGCCAGCUCUGCCGCGUCCGGCGCACCCACACCGGCCACAAGAUCACCCCCGUGGCCAACGCCUUCCAGGCCCUCAAGGAGAAGUUGACGAAGAGCCUGACGUAUAUCCUGAGCAACCAAGACACCGUCCAGGCCCAGAUCAGUGAGCUGGAGGAGACGCUGCGGCUGACGGAGGCAAACGGGGUGCAGGCCAAAGAGGAGGUGGGUCGCCUGAUGCGGGGUCUGGUGGCUCUGCUGGAGGAGAAGCAGGCCAGCCUGCUGGGCGCCAUCGAGGAGUGCCGGCAGAGCCGCCUCCAGAGCCUGCGUGCCCAGUUGCACCAGCACCGCUCCAUGGAGGAGAACUCGGGGAUGGUGGGCUACGCCCAGGAGGUCCUCAAGGAGACCGACCAGCCCUGCUUCGUCCAGGCCGCCAAGCAGCUCCACCACAGGAUCGCCAGGGCGGUGGACUCCCUGCAGACCUUCCGUCCGGCGGCCUCAGCCUCCUUCAGCCACUUCCAGGUGGACCUCAGCCGAGAGAUGAAGCUCCUGGCGGACCUCACCUUCGUCAAAGCCCCGGAGGCCCCCGUCAUCGACACGCAGCGCACCUACGCCUACGACCAGAUCUUCCUCUCCUGGCGCCUCCCGCAGCACUCCCCGCCCGCCUGGCACUACGCCGUGGAGUUCCGCCGCGCUGAGCCCAAGGGGAAGGCCCUCAAGCUCUGGCAGCGCCGAGAAGAAGUGCGCGGAACCAGUGCCGCCGUGGAGGUGGUAGAGGCCGGUGGGCUCGGGGCCGUCUACGUCCUGCGCGUCCGUGGGUGCAACAAGGCCGGAUUCGGGGAGUACAGCGAGGAGGUCUACCUGCACACCCCACCUGCACCAGUGCUGAACUUCUUCCUGGACAACCGCUGGGGCUUCAACCGGGAGCGGCUGGCCAUCAGCAAGGACCAGCGGGCGGUGCGGAGCGUGCCGGGUUUGCCCAUGCUGAUGGCGGCCGAGCGGCUGAUGACGGGCUGCCACCUCUCGGUGGACCUGGUCAUCGGGGACGUGGCGGUCACCCAGGGGCGCAGCUACUGGGCGUGCUGCGUGGACCCCAGCUCCUACCUGGUCAAGGUGGGCGUGGGCCUGGAGAGCAAGCUGCAGGAGUGGUUCCAGGUGCCCCAGGACGUGGCCAGCCCCAGGUACGACCCGGACAGCGGCCACGACAGCGGAGCGGAGGACACCACGCUGGAGGCGUCUCCUCCCUUUGCCUUCCUGACCAUCGGCAUGGGCAAGAUCCUGCUCUCGGCCUCCCGCGACCCGGGCUCGUGCACGGUGCCGCUUCCCCCGCGGGUGGGCAUCUGCCUGGACUACGAGCGCGGGAAGGUCUCCUUCCUGGACGCCGUCUCCUUCCGCAGCCUCUGGGAGUGCGGCGUCGACUGCUCCGGCCCCGUCUGCCCCGCCUUCUGCUUCGUGGGCGGGGGCGCCCUCCACCUCCAGGAGAUGGUGGCCGCGCGCCAGGAGCGCAAGGUCACCAUCGGGGGGUUCGCCAAGAUGGACUGAGACCCCCGCCCCAGCCCCUCACCCUGGCCGGAGGUCUCUGUCCUGGUGGCAACCAGCACGAGGGGGGCCCCCUCGGAAGAAGAAAGUCAACCCUUGGUCAGGCC
Anolis sagrei ordinatus is the source of this 2470-nucleotide messenger RNA. It is a transcript of the gene TRIM46, whose product is annotated as tripartite motif containing 46. Lineage: Eukaryota; Metazoa; Chordata; Lepidosauria; Squamata; Anolidae. Gene Ontology annotation, biological process: axonogenesis; microtubule bundle formation; anterograde synaptic vesicle transport. Gene Ontology annotation, cellular component: main axon. The record is from RefSeq and is a predicted model, not a curated record. Gene Ontology annotation, molecular function: protein binding; zinc ion binding.